Molecule: messenger RNA, 922 nt
Organism: Eremomyces bilateralis CBS 781.70
Lineage: Eukaryota; Fungi; Ascomycota; Dothideomycetes; Eremomycetales; Eremomycetaceae
Exons: 2
Coding region: 139-471 (110 amino acids)
Source: RefSeq, a predicted model, not a curated record
CUUGGCUAGAUUUCUUAGUAUUUACUAGCUAAAUUGGUCGUGAUCUAUCACUAUGUAGUUUUAGUGAGGGUUGGCGAGGCCGUCUGCACCUGAUUGACGGAGUUUUGAAAUUUGCUAAGGCAACAUUUGGUUGAGUAGAUGAAUCGUUCAAUUGUAGAACUAAUCCUUGACUUCCGUGAAAGGAGUAGGAAGGGGAUUAUGCCCUUUAUCCUAUGCAAUAUUACGCCUGCGUUCCAUCAAGGCGAGCUUCCCCGCUUUAGGAACCACAUGCUAGGUUGUAGCCUUCAUUAUUAUCAUCUCAUUUGUGGGGUAAUCUCACUUGCGGGGUACGUUAGCUGUGGCAUUAUGCAGUCCUCUAGGAAGAAUUCCACUCCGGAGGCAAUCUCCAGCAUGCCAUUUGCUACAAUGGACAAGCUACACCUGUUCGCAACAGAGCUGAAGAGUUAUGAAUACGGGGCAACUCCCGUAUAAAGUCGUUAUCCUGCUCAACGAUUUUGCACUUCAUUUGUUUUGUCAAGCGCAAUUGUUGACGGCAUCUUCAUUUCCAACACGGUUUCUUAUACACUCGAAUUCUCUCCGAAGCAGGCAAUUUUUAUAUUCGUCUCAUUUUUCUUCACCAAUUUGAAAAUACCUCCUCUUAGGCCACCCUUGAUCUCCCCCUAAAAUUGGAGAAUACCAAAUGGCAGGUAAAAAUAUAUCCGCAGCUGAUUUUGCUGCAAAGUCCUACGAUUAUGUGAUUGUUGGUGGAGGUACUGCUGGGCUUGUUGUCGCCGCUCGGUUGUCCGAAAAUCCAGCUAUUUCUGUUGGCGUGAUUGAGUCUGGCAUUGAUAGAAGCGACGACAUUCUUAUUCGCGCUCCAUUACUUCAUACAGAGCUGUACGAGAAGCCAGAAUACGAUUGGCUCUACAAGACAGUCCCUCAG